Molecule: messenger RNA, 1557 nt
Organism: Didymodactylos carnosus
Lineage: Eukaryota; Metazoa; Rotifera; Eurotatoria; Philodinida; Philodinidae
Source: the annotation of a GenBank genome assembly
AUGGGUAUAAAUACUUCAAAAGACUAUGAAUUUGAUGAUGAUUCUCAAAUAAACAAUGAUUUAGAUAGUCAAACAUCACUAUCUUUGAUAAAAAAUCGAUUAUUAUUUAAAUUAAUUAAAAAAAGUGAUUAUUAUGGAUGGCAAGAAAUUUAUCGUUGUAGUCAUGUAGAAUGGCUACAAGGAAUAUACGAACAAUUUGGUUUUAUUCGUCAUCGUUUUUUAUGUAAUUCUGCACUACAUAGUAUUUGUGGUCUUGGUUUUUGUUCUGAAGGUAUAUCAAAUAAAAUUUGUCGUCAUUAUCGUCAUAAAAUAAGAACAAAACAAUUAUUAUUUAAACCAUUUCAACGUCAAUUAAAUCAUUUUCAUAAUAAUAAUAAUGUAUUAAAAUCGAGAAAAUUAGCCGAACAUUUUGAAUAUAAUCAUGUUCCAGCCAUGAUUAGUUCUCUACAAAAUUAUUCUGUUCGUGCAAUUAUUAAUGGAAAUGAUAAUAUAAUUAUGUUACUUAUUUAUAGUAUUGUAUUAGAUAAAACAAAAUUUAUUAUUGUUGAUUUAAAACAAAAUUGUUAUUUAUGUUCAUUAGGUGAUUAUAAUGGAUUUCAAGAUGCACAUAAAAUUUAUUCAGCAUGGUCAAAUGAUCGAACAAAAGUUAUUAUACGUAUUCCAUUACAAUUUGGUGAACAAUCAAAUUUACAACAAACAAUUUAUGUAUUAGAUUUUUAUCAUGUAAUUAAAAAAGAUGGAAAAUUAUAUAGACGAGUAUUAUACACCGAUUCAAUAACAAAAUUUUCCUAUCAUCCAAAUUAUUGGACAUCUCGAUUGGCAAUCUAUGGUUAUUACGGCAAUUCAACAUUAGGUGUAUAUAACUUUAAUACAUCGCCAACAUUAAGUGGAAGUAAUAGUGCAAACAAUGUUCAAAAUUGGUCGUUAAAAUUGAUAUCAUUAUCAAAUAUCAAUAAUGAUAAUAGACAAAAUUAUUUAAAUAUAAUUGAUACAAAUUCAUGGACAAUUUUAGAAACGACUAAAAAUAAAUUACCAUUGAAUAAUGAUGAUCAACAACGUCAAUUACAAUCAAUUAUUUAUACACCUGAUAGUGUUUAUCUAUUAUUAAGUUUUUCUGAUACCCAAUGUCAUUGUCAAACUCUACAAAUAAUACCAUUACGAAUAACAUUUGAAAUAUAUAAUAGUGAAACAUUAGAUUAUUUAAGACAAAUUAAUACUGAUAUAUAUACGUGUCCACGUCAUAUGUGUCAUAAUUUAUUAACACCCAUAUUUUCCUCAUGUUCAUCACGAAUAGCAUUAUGUACAACAAAAACAAUAACAUCAACUCGUCAUUCUGAACAAUUAAUGCAAACUUCUCCACAAAUAUCAUCAACAACUCUCGUUCAAAUUUUUGUAUUACCAAAUGAAAUGAAUUUAAAAUCAAUCUGUCGACGAGUUAUCGUACAUCAUAUAAAUACAAUUGUCAAUAAAGAGAAAGAUAUGAAUUCUAUAACUGAACAGUUAUAUCUACCAUAUAGAUUACUAGAUUAUAUAAGAUAUAGACCUCAAUAUCAAUGA